CCCGGCGGCGGGCGACUCGGCAGUCGGCCGAAAAUGCGAGUCUCCGGUGGAGCGGUGUCGCGGUCGUCCGUGUCCGCGUGGCUCCUCAUCGGCGUCUGGCGGGUUGCCGCCAUCACGGCGUUCCUCCCCGAGGAGGACACCACCUCCCUCAUCGGAUCCCUCUUCCGCAUCAUCUUCGACGUCGCCGUCUCCCCCAACGACAGGGCGUCCCGCCAGAAAUUCGGCUAUGAUGGAAACAAGAAUUGUUAUUGCCAACCAGCUUAUUUGUGCCAACAGUCAUCGUCAGACCUCUCGUCAGGACAACUGGAUGUUCGGAUUGUGACGCCCCCAGCAAGUAAAUACUGCAGCCCAGGUUAUGUGUAUUGUUGUUGGAACAACAAGCAAGAAUGUGGGACCCGAUUAUUGAACUACCUACCAACAAAUAACUUCGCAAGAAGCAUAGGCCAGGCUCCGUAUGGCGCAUACCCGUGGCAAGUAUUAAUUUUGACAAAAUCGAAUGUAUAUGUUGGAAGUGGAGCUUUGGUUGAUCCGCAGUAUGUAGUUACAGUCGCCCACAAAUUGCUUCCAUUCGCCGGGACGAAUGCUUUGAAAGUGCGGUUGGGCGAGUGGGAUGCUAUGACUAACAGGGAGACUUUUCCACCCGUGGAACGAGAGAUCAGUGUUGUGACGAUCCACCCGCAAUUUGAGCAGAAUGGUUUGCAGAAUGACGUGGCUGUCCUUAAGUUAUCGGCCCCUGCAGUUAUUGACGAUACCACACCGAACAUCAACACCGUUUGUUUGCCACGAGCGUAUGACUCAUCCGUCGGAGAGAGAUGCUGGGUUUCUGGAUGGGGGAAGAGUGGUUACGGUUCAGGAAGCGGCUACCAAUCCAUCCAAAAAGAGGUGGACGUCACCGUUUUAAGUAGCACCGAGUGUGAGCGAUUACUCCGUCAAACCAGGCUUGGGCCUUUCUUCCGCUUCGACAGCUAUAACUUCCUCUGUGCAGGCGGUGAAAAGGAUAAAGAUGCAUGCUCCGGCGAUGGAGGAUCUCCACUGGUGUGUGAGCGUGGGAGGGGUCAGUUUUAUUUGGCGGGGCUCGUAGCGUGGGGGAUCGGCUGCGGAAACUCUCAAACUCCGGGCGUCUACGUCAACAUUCCAUCUUUCGUCCAGUGGAUCAACCAACAAACCACCGACUAUGUUAGACAUUACUGAUCAAUACUGAUCGUUUACGUCGAAUCAGAACGUCUUGGGCAAGAUAGCCGAGUGCUCGAGUAGCACUGGUUGCUACUGAUUGCGAUUGCAUAGUAAAAUCAUUACUACUACGUAGGAUUGUUGUGUAUGUUGCCUGUCAACUAAUGGAAGGGACUCCUCCUUUUGAAAUUUAUUGCAAUAAAAUUGGAAUAAACUAUUCUUUUUUCCAUCGCAAAUUGCCCAUCUCUUUUAUGAAUGGAUCUCAUUUAACCGGUAGUUCAAAAGCGGCAUUUAAGGUGACUAAAUGAUGUUAAAAUAUUGCAUUUUUAAGGUGAAUAAAAUUACAAUUUUAUUGUAUUAAA
This is a messenger RNA of Bemisia tabaci, 1532 nucleotides long. RefSeq names its product inactive CLIP domain-containing serine protease A3. Gene Ontology annotation, molecular function: serine-type endopeptidase activity. NCBI's taxonomy places the organism in Eukaryota, Metazoa, Arthropoda, Insecta, Hemiptera, Aleyrodidae. Gene Ontology annotation, biological process: proteolysis. The record is from RefSeq and is a predicted model, not a curated record.